AUGUCCAAUCCCGGCCUCUUGUACGUCACCAUGGAGCCCCGUCGCCACGACGAGGAGUUCCUCAACCAGUUCCAUGAGUGGUACCAAAACGAGCACGGCCCGACCCGGCUCCGGCUGCCGCAUAUUUUCCCGAAUGGUUUCCGCUACCGGGCCACCGACUCUCUGAAGCCCGAGUUCCUGGCCAUUUACGACGUCACCGAAAUGCGCCAUUUGGAAACACCCGUCUACACGCAGCUGAGAGAAAACAGAACCAAGCGGGAAGGCGAGACCAUUGGCCAAGUGGACGUCGACAGGAGAUUUUUCGACCUGCUGGGAGAACAGGCCAAGGAGGGCUUCACCAAGAUUGAGGAUCUGAGCGAUCGGGAGGCUGAGGGACAGGUCCUGAUCGCUGUCGAGGUUGAAGUCAAGGGCGGGGAGCAAGGGGAGAAGGAGAUCACCAAGUGGUACCUGGAGGAGCACAUUCCCAUGUUGAGCAAGAUUCCGGGCUGGCUGAGGAGCAGGGUGUGCCGGACUCCCUCCUUGAUCGAGGGAGGUGACAAGGUCAGAAUUGUGACGCUGCAUGAAUAUGAAAAGGUGAAUGGGCUGGGAGGGGAGGAGCACAAGGCGUCCAUGGACACCAAGUGGCGGACUGAGGUGUUUGACAAGUGGAUCGCGGCCAAGCACAGGCGGACGUAUGAGCUGUUCUACGUGUUUGGACCGGGCCCAAGAGAGCUGGAGACACUGAGCAAGCUCUCCGAGAGCAAGGGUUUCAAGUGGGAAGACGGCAAGAUUGAGACGGUUCCUGGGAAGGAUACGGCGGCUGUGAAUGCCUAUGUGUAUGCCAAGGAUGGGCUCACGAUCCGCUACCGGUUGGAGGGCAACGUCUCGCCCAAGGCCCCCACCGUGGCGUUCAGCAACUCUCUGUUGACGGACUACCAUAUGUGGGAUGAGUUGGUGGCCAUUCUGAAGGCUGCGCGUCCCGACUUGCGCAUCCUGAGAUAUGACACCCGCGGCAGACAUGAGGUUCCCUUGCCUCCUGUUCCGGCGACGUUGGACAUGCUUGCCGACGACCUCCAGACUCUUCUCAAGGGCCUCAGGAUUGAAAAGCUGCAUGCUUUGAUCGGCGUCUCUAUGGGCGGUGCCACCACGCUCAAGUUUGCGCUCAAGUACCCCGAGCUGGUGGACAGGAUCGUGGCCUGCGACUUCAACGUUGCCAGCUCUGAUGCUAACACAGCUGCCUGGAAGGACCGCAUUGUGGUGGCUGAGAAGAACAUCCGGGACCUAGCCGGUGUGACGGUGGAGAGAUGGUUCCAUCCUCACACCAUGACUGAGAAGCCCGAGAUUGCCAAGUGGAUGACUGACAUGGUGGCGGGAAACAACGUCGAGGGCUUCAAGUACAGCUGCCAGGCACUCUGGGGCUACAACAUGAGAGAGGAAAUGAAGGGAUGCAAGGUCAACACUCUCUUCGUUGUGGGCGAUGGCGAUGGCAAGGGCGCUCUGGUCAAGGCUAUGGAGGGUUUCAAGGCCAAUCUCGGCGAGAAGGGGGCAGAGCUCAAGAUUGUUCCCAACGCCGGGCAUUUGCCCAUGUCUGAGGCGGCGAGCGACUUCUGGGAGGCCAUCAACGAAUUUCUUUGA
Molecule: messenger RNA, 1614 nt
Organism: Podospora pseudocomata
Lineage: Eukaryota; Fungi; Ascomycota; Sordariomycetes; Sordariales; Podosporaceae
Exons: 1
Coding region: 1-1614 (537 amino acids)
Source: RefSeq, a predicted model, not a curated record